GAAAAAUCCCAAUAUAUGAACCUACUCCACAGCAAGUUACUCUGUACUUGGAGAGUUGGUCUACUUGGAAGAGCGGGUUGCUAAACCUCUCCGUAACGACCUCUGAUAAUGGAAGUGAAGACAUCUAAAACAAGAGUGUACAUCAGUCUUCCAAAGAAAUAUGUUGCUGCUUUUGCUAAACAUUAUGAACUGGACCAUUGGUUGGUUAUAAAAGAGCUGAACCCCUAUGUAAAUGAAAGAUAUGUACGAGCUUACUUUCGAGAAUGGGGCACUGUCACAGCAUGUAAGAUUAAGAUGCGCCCCAACUUGGAGGGAAAGAAGGCAGUGGCGUAUGUGAGGUUUUCUACAGAGGAUGAAGCGGACAGAGCAGAAUGGGCUGGUCCUCACUACAUUGGAGGCGAUGUGGAAGUAAAACAAGUUGUUAGUCCAAAGAUGGAGGAUUCAGAUGAGGAGGCCACCGCAGCCGUUGCUAUGCCUCAACCACGCCGUUCAAUGGGCUUGGGCUACUUACUGGAAGAUGCUCAGUGGUUAUGAUGAGUUGGAUGGAUAAACGAAUACCGUGCAACUUUGUCUUUAAGUUUAAAAUCAUAAAUGUAUGUUUGAAUUAAUUUAGAGAUUGUAAACUAACGUGGCUAAGAAAAGUCGACGUGGCUGCAGUGAAAUAUUCUGUAACCACAAA
This is a messenger RNA of Sander lucioperca (pikeperch), 679 nucleotides long. RefSeq names its product heterogeneous nuclear ribonucleoprotein A0. Gene Ontology annotation, molecular function: RNA binding. Bases 109 to 534 code for a protein of 141 amino acids. The transcript has 5 exons. Lineage: Eukaryota; Metazoa; Chordata; Actinopteri; Perciformes; Percidae. The record is from RefSeq and is a predicted model, not a curated record.